Helianthus annuus (common sunflower) is the source of this 960-nucleotide messenger RNA. Its product is annotated as ubiquitin-conjugating enzyme E2-23 kDa. Gene Ontology annotation, molecular function: ubiquitin conjugating enzyme activity. NCBI's taxonomy places the organism in Eukaryota, Viridiplantae, Streptophyta, Magnoliopsida, Asterales, Asteraceae. The coding region runs from base 172 to 735 and encodes 187 amino acids. Gene Ontology annotation, biological process: protein polyubiquitination; ubiquitin-dependent protein catabolic process. The transcript has 7 exons. The record is from RefSeq and is a predicted model, not a curated record. Gene Ontology annotation, cellular component: nucleus.
ACCUUCCUCUCAUCCAUCCCCACACUUCCAUGUAUAUAUAACACAUAUAUAUCUAUUUCUUUCUCGCAUAUUCCUUCAAUCACGUUCUCUAAUUCCCCAAUUUCACAUAGAUUUCUCCAUCCGACGAACCCUAAAUCUGCUUCUCACACACUCGGUUAGGUAGUUUAGAAGAUGUCAUCUCCAAGCAAAAGGAGGGAAAUGGAUGUCAUGAAGCUGAUGAUGAGUGACUAUGUUGUGGAGCCGAUAAAUGACGGGAUUAAUGAACUCAAUGUGGAAUUCCAUGGCCCAAAAGAAAGUUUAUAUGAAGGUGGUCUUUGGAAAAUACGUGUGGAGCUUCCAGAUGCUUACCCAUACAAAUCUCCUUCUAUAGGUUUUUUAAACAGGAUAUUCCACCCGAAUGUUGAUGAGUUGUCUGGUUCUGUCUGCUUGGAUGUCAUUAAUCAAUCAUGGAGUCCGAUGUUUGAUCUUUUAAAUGUAUUUGAGGUUUUUCUGCCUCAACUUUUGCUAUAUCCAAAUCCUUCAGACCCGCUAAAUGGUGAUGCAGCUUCACUAAUGAUCAAGGACAAGGAACAAUACGAGAAGAAAGUGAAAGAGUACUGCGAGUUGUAUGCAAAGAAGGGAAAUAUCAGUGGCACGGUCACGGAUGACAGUGAUGAAGAUGAAAGCAAUGAUGAUGUCAGCGAUGGAAGAAGCGAAUCGAGUGAAGAAGAUGUUGCUGGAAAUGCAGACCCAUAAGAACAUAAACCACUACGGAACUCAAAUAUUAUAAAGUUUUUAUUUUAUUUCUUUUUAAUCUCGGCCCUUUUUAACGGGUUUUGUCACAUAGUUUCUUGUAAAACUAGAGCAAAAGCAGAGCCUGUGUCCUGUGAUGCCUGCCAUAGAUGUGUAAUGAAUACUUACAAGUUUUACCUGUCAUUCUGGUUUAUUUAAUGAUGAAUAUAAUUUGGAAUUGGAAUUUAA